Pristis pectinata (smalltooth sawfish) is the source of this 1738-nucleotide messenger RNA. RefSeq names its product BTB (POZ) domain containing 9 (gene btbd9). The record is from RefSeq and is a predicted model, not a curated record. The coding region runs from base 137 to 1732 and encodes 531 amino acids. Gene Ontology annotation, molecular function: protein binding. The transcript has 9 exons. Gene Ontology annotation, biological process: circadian behavior; modulation of chemical synaptic transmission; adult locomotory behavior. NCBI's taxonomy places the organism in Eukaryota, Metazoa, Chordata, Chondrichthyes, Rhinopristiformes, Pristidae.
CAUUCCCGUGACGCAGCAAAGGACCGUAGACGGCAUCAGCCAUCGACCGCAGUACCGCGCAGGCGCUGUGUCGGUGGUGACGUCAACGUUGGCGACUGGAGGAAGCCGUACCUUCUGUGGGUCGAUUGCCAACACCAUGAGCAACAGCCACCAGCUGCGGCCUUACACCUCGGUUGGGGAGAUCGAUCACGUGCAUAUCCUGUCAGAGCAUGUGGGGGCCCUGAUUCACGGCGAGGAGUACAGUGAUGUGACCUUUCUGGUGGAGAAGAAACGCUUUGCUGCCCAUCGUGUGAUCCUGGCUGCCCGCUGCCAGUAUUUCAGGGCCUUAUUAUACGGUGGAAUGCGGGAGUCACAUUCCCAAGCCGAAAUCCCAUUGCCGGAUACGCCAGCAGAGGCAUUUACAAUGCUGCUGAAAUACAUCUACACCGGCCAGGUCACCCUGACCAAUGAGAAGGAGGAAGUAUUGUUGGACUUUCUCAGUCUAGCCCAUAAGUAUGGAUUCCCCGAGCUGGAAGCUGCUACCUCUGAGUAUCUCUGCACCAUUCUGAGCAUCAGUAAUGUCUGCAUGGUUUACGAUGUGGCUAGUCUUUACUCACUCAGCAAGCUUUCCAAUACUUGCUGCUUAUACAUGGACAGGAAUGCAAGGGCAGUCCUUGGCAGUGAAGGCUUCCUGUCCCUUUCAAAGACAGCUCUGCUCAAGGUCGUGUCCCGAGAUUCCUUUGCUGCUCCGGAGAAGGAUAUUUUUCUGGCUCUAAUGAGCUGGUGCAAACAGAAUCCGGAGGAGAUGCACGAAGAAAUCAUGAAGACAGUCCGGCUUCCGCUGAUGAGUUUAACGGAGCUGCUGAACGUUGUGCGGCCCUCGGCUCUUCUCUCCGCUGACACCAUCUUAGAUGCCAUCAAAAUUCGCUCUGAGAGUCGCGAUAUGGAGCUGAACUACCGGGGCAUCCUCAUCCCAGAUGAGAACAUUGCCUCGAUGAAGCAUGGGGCGCAGGUCAUCGGGGGAGAGCUGAAGGCGGCUCUGCUUGAUGGGGACACUCAGAAUUACGACCUGGACCAUGGCUUCUCACGACAUCCGAUUGACGAGGACUGCCGGUCGGCCAUCGAGGUGAAGUUGGGCCAGGCAUCCAUUCUCAACCACAUCCGCAUGUUGCUGUGGGACCGGGACAGCAGAUCAUAUUCAUACUACAUCGAAGUGUCAAUGGAUGAGCUGGAUUGGAUUCGUAUAAUCGAUCAUUCCAAGUACCUGUGUCGUUCCUGGCAGAAUCUGUUCUUCAGCCCUCGAGUCUGUCGGUAUAUUCGCAUUGUUGGGACACACAACACCGUGAACAAGGUCUUCCACUUGGUCUCCUUCGAAUGUAUGUACAGCAACAAGCCCUUCUUACUGGACGCAGGGCUGCUGGUUCCCACAGAAAAUGUGGCGACCGUUAGUGCCAGUGCCACAGUGACAGAAGGAGUGAGUCGCAGUCGGAAUGCUCUCUUAAAUGGGGACACCAAGAACUACGACUGGGAUUCUGGAUACACCUGUCACCAGCUGGGGAGUGGAGCCAUUGUGAUCCAGCUUGCACAGCCCUUCAUGAUCGGUUCCAUGAGGUUGCUCCUGUGGGACUGUGAUGACCGCAGCUACAGUUUCUACAUCGAGGUCUCCAACAACCAGCAGCAGUGGGAGAUGGUCGCCGAUCACACAAAAGUCACUUGCAAGUACGCACCCAUUUUCUUACAGCUUAAUUUUUGAGCUGAG